AUGAAUGCAACCCCUUACGCCCCGCAACGGCAUAUCAACGACCAUUAUGACAUCGUCGGCUUCAUUAGCAGCGGCACCUAUGGUCGUGUGUACAAGGCAAUCUCGAAACGAGGAACGCCAGCUUUUGCCAUCAAGAAGUUCAAGCCUGAUAAGGAGGGCGAGCUUCAGUACACUGGCAUCUCGCAAUCCGCAAUUCGAGAAAUGGCUCUGUGUACUGAAUUGAGCCAUCCAGCGCUGAUCCAUCUCGUCGAAAUCAUCUUGGAGUCGAAAUGCAUAUUUAUGGUCUUUGAAUACGCGGAACAUGAUCUUCUCCAGAUCAUACAUCACCACAGCCUGCUUCCAAGGACCCCAAUCCCGGCUUCAGCACUACGUUCUUGCAUGUAUCAAAUCUUCUCGGGCUUGUUAUAUCUGCAUCAAAACUGGCUCAUUCACCGAGACUUGAAACCGGCAAAUAUCAUGGUGACCUCCGGAGGAGCCAUCAAGAUAGGCGAUCUCGGUCUGGCACGCUUGUUCUAUAAGCCACUGCAUGCCUUGUUCUCGGGCGACAAGGUAGUUGUUACCAUAUGGUACCGAGCGCCUGAACUGCUUCUCGGCAGCCGGCAUUACACACCAGCCAUAGACCUCUGGGCUGUGGGGUGCAUCUUCGCUGAAUUGCUCAGCCUAAGACCAAUCUUCAAAGGCGAGGAGGCCAAACAGGAUUCAAAGAAAGCGGUUCCAUUUCAGCGCAAUCAGAUGGGCAAGAUUGGCGAGAUCCUGGGACUGCCGAAAAAGAACGAAUGGCCGCUUCUUACUGCUAUGCCUGAAUUCCCAAAUCUCGCGACAGUCAGCAUGCAUAACCCAGGAGUCAAUCGACCCAUGGGAUUGGAGAAAUGGUAUAGGAACACAAUACAAAACAACAAUUAUGGCGGACCUACAUCACCACCGCCAGACGAGAGUGCAUUAGACUUGCUACGGAAACUUCUCGAGUACGAUCCGCUGAAGCGUCUGACUGCUGAGCAAGCGCUGAAGCAUCCUUACUUCACUGGAACUGGAAAGCUACCAUCGUGGAAUUGCUUUGAGGGCCUGGAGACAAAGUAUCCGCCUAGGAAGGUCAGCACGGAAGCGCAUGAAAUUGGCACAGGAUCUCUGCCCGGGACAAAGAGAAGCGGUCUUCCUGAUGACACACUUCUCAGGCCGCAGAAAAAGAUUCGAGAUGGCUGAGUGGACAUCAUUACUUUACAAAUUCUCCAAGCACCAGAAAUGCUAUCUCCAAACAGGUCGAAAAGCUCAGAAACGCUUGGAUAGCAUAUCUUCUGAUCGACAGGCAUGCCCGAGAUGGAAAUAUUGGAAGCUGUCCUUGUGCGCCGAUGGAGCUGGACAAAUGCCACGGAAACCGUCCAGACAUGCCAAAAGGUAGCCAGAACUUGCGCCCAGCUCAAGAAUACUGAGUAUGGCGUUGCAUAGGAAGUCAUUACUUCACAUCUCCUUGUGGUCCGCGCGCGUGGAAGCCAAAAGCCAAAAGAGGCGUCAGUUGAGCGACAGGAUUUCAAAUCCGAACCUCUUCCGAGUUUGGCCUGGCACCUUUGCCUAUCCGGGAUGACGUGGAACAGCGAACUUUUCAAAGUGCCACCAGUCGCUGAUAAAUCGAAGCUAGCAGACAUUGAUCGAUAGUGAUGACACAUAUCUCAGUGAUCACGUC
Messenger RNA from Pseudocercospora fijiensis CIRAD86, 1678 nucleotides. It is a transcript of the gene SSN3, whose product is annotated as serine/threonine protein kinase, CMGC family, CDC2/CDK subfamily. Gene Ontology annotation, biological process: protein phosphorylation. The coding region runs from base 1 to 1200 and encodes 399 amino acids. Gene Ontology annotation, cellular component: mediator complex; nucleus. The transcript has 2 exons. Gene Ontology annotation, molecular function: cyclin-dependent protein serine/threonine kinase activity; RNA polymerase II CTD heptapeptide repeat kinase activity; ATP binding. The record is from RefSeq and is a predicted model, not a curated record. Lineage: Eukaryota; Fungi; Ascomycota; Dothideomycetes; Mycosphaerellales; Mycosphaerellaceae.